UCCAAUCCUGCACUCAGUGCAGCCGAGCUGCAGCCUGGCUGCUCAGCUGAGCAGCUACAGGAAUUGGGAAUAAUUGCUUCAGUGCUGUUCAGUGUGCAGAGGUCGCUGAGGUCAGAGUGCUGCAAGUGCAGCCCUUGGGUGAUGGUUCCAUGGCAGUGCUGGGUCCUGGGCUGGGAUGGCACAGCAGGAGCAGGGGAGCAGCUCCAGGCAGAGCUCGGUGUGUGGAGUUUGCCUUCCCUGUCCCCUUCACGGUUCCCGUCGUUCCCCUUUGGAGGGCAAAGGGAAAGAGGAAUUCCAGCCAGCAGCUCUGAAGGAGAGGGAUGUUUGUGUGCACAGGCGUCCCCCCUGCACUGCACAGGCUGGGAUGAUGGUCACGCCCAGGAAAACAGCCCAGGGUGGGAGCUCCUGGCUGCACGAAGCAUCCCAGGGCCAGUGAGCAUCGCUGAGGGAUCCGUGAGCUCCGAGCACAGCCCUGGCACAGCCGGGAACACGAGCUGGCAGGAGCUGCAGCCAGGAGGGAGCGCUGGGAGAGCAGCUCACGCUGGAAGUGAGCCUCUGCCCAGGAUUCAGGCAGACACAGCGGGGCAGGAGUGGUUUGCAGGUUUGCCUGGAUCAUUCCAGGAUCGUUCCAGGAUCAUUCCCUGUCCCUCCAGGCCGAUCCCAACCAGCCCACUGGCUGCAGCCGCAGCAAGAACUGGUUCAGCACCUUCAGCUCCCUCUCCCCUUUCCCUGGCAGGGCUGUCCUGGCCAGAGCCGUCCAUGCCAACGAUCUCUGCUCAGCCCGAGGGUUUCUGCUUCGAUGGCUUUAAAAAAGGAGCUUCAGCCGCUUCGUGUUUAAAGAGGAAGGACUGGCGGAGGAAAACCAGGAGCAGGGUGGAUGUUUUUCCAACGCUGCUGGCACUGUAAAUGACAAUUAACUUCAGGUGGCACAAAGAGAUCACUGUGUAUAAACCUAAGCCUUGGAACCUGUGAGCAGUGUCAGCAUUUGGGGCACCAAAACCCCAAAUUCCUGCAGGUGACAGGAGAAUUUCUGGCCAUCCUCACCUCCCCAGGACUCUCAUUCCUCCCUCACCACGAGCACUCUGUGCUUUAUCCAUUGUCUGAAGGCGGCAGAGUCGUAAUUCCAUUUUUAUUUUGGAAAAAGCAAUACAAGCUGUGCUGUAGUAUCAGUGUUCUUGUGGUAAAUAAUUUAUUUCUAAGCAUUUCACACGGCAGGCUUAGAGCAGAACGGAGGGGUUUGGGAUGUGAAAACAACCACAGAACAAGGCAGUUCUGCAGUUCUCCCAGGACCUGCACGAGAGUAAUCAAAUCCCAGUUCCUAAACCCACAGCACAGCUGGAAUUUCACCUGGAUCUCGGAAUACAAGAGCAUCAUUCCCUCAGUUAUGCAAUACUGUAUUACACCCCCCCCCCUCCAAAAAAAAAAAAAAUAGCCUUUAUUUUUUAAAAGCUUUGACCUUUUCACCAUCAGAACACUGACAUCUGAAACCCUUGUCUGGAGAGUGUUGUCCCCAAGACUUUUUCAUCCCUAAAGAAACACAAGCCCCUCCUGAAAUGCCACCCCAGCCCCAGGUGCAGCUGUGGAGCAGAGCAGAAGGCAGCAGUGUCCCUCGGGUGCUGGAGGCACUGGUGACCCCUCAGCCCUGCUCCUGCAGCUCUGGGCAGCCCUGAGCUCUGGCUCUGGGAGCCUCCAGGGCUGUGGGGUCGUGCCAGCCCGAGGGGAAGCCCUGGGAGCGUGGCCAGCACGUCUCCGUAGUCCCUCCCCCGUGUAGUGGAUGUGUCCAGGUUAAUUCUGUUCAUGCAAUUGCAAAUUCUGUAUCGUUGUCCAUUAGAAGUGUAAACUACUGAAAAACUGGGCCUUGCUGAUAUGAAUAAAGUGAUUAAAAAAAUGGUCUUUACACACA
Molecule: messenger RNA, 1903 nt
Organism: Vidua macroura (Pin-tailed whydah)
Lineage: Eukaryota; Metazoa; Chordata; Aves; Passeriformes; Viduidae
Exons: 2
Coding region: 142-906 (254 amino acids)
Source: RefSeq, a predicted model, not a curated record